This is a messenger RNA of Rubroshorea leprosula, 1419 nucleotides long. NCBI's taxonomy places the organism in Eukaryota, Viridiplantae, Streptophyta, Magnoliopsida, Malvales, Dipterocarpaceae. The record is from the annotation of a GenBank genome assembly.
AAUAAACAUAUUUUAAUUAAAAACAUAUGAAAUUACUUUAUUACCCUCGUCCUCACCCUCAUCCUCACCCUCACCCUCCCAAUCCCUCUUCUUCCCCUUCAUUCUUUCUCUUUCUUUCUUUCGGGUUUGGUGGAAACCCAGCCUUGCUGGGCUGGGUUCGGUUGAAACCCAGCAAGGCUGGGUUCGGUGGAAACCCAGCCUUGCUAGGUUUGCGACCAGCCAAGGUUGGGUUCACCGGAACCCAGCCAAGGCUGGGUUCGGUGGAAACCCAGCCUUGCUGGGUUCACGACCAGCCAAGGCUAGGUUCCGUCGAACCCAACUUUGCUAGGAAACUCAAGUUUCCCCGAGAAAAGAGAAGAAAUGGGUGGUUUAAGAUCAAGUUUCCCCGAGAAAAGAGAAGAAAUGGGUGGUUUAAGAUCAAGUUUCCCCGAGAAAAGAGAAGAAAUGGGUGGUUUAAGAUCAUUUUUGUAGAUGGAGUGGAGAUGAGAGAGCAUUCACAGAAGAAGAAGAAAUGGGUUAAGAUCGAUUUUGCAGAUGGAGUGGAGAUGAGAAAGCAUUCAGAGAAUAAGAAGAAAUGGGUUAAGAUCAAUUUUGCAGAGGGUGAAGAUGAGAGACUAGUUUGCAGGCAACUGGGCUCCAUUGGAGGCGUUUGGCGUGAAGAAGAUUGGUGUGAAGAAGAAGAUGACAUGUCAUAAAAAAAAAAAGUCCAAAUAAGUGUCUUUUUAAGUUGUGCUCGCCAUGUCAUAAAAAAAAAUAUAAAAAAUGCCAUGUGGCCGAGUUAACGGCCCAAAUUGAUAGAAGGAUUAACGGAGUGCAUUUUGUAUAGUUGAGGGAUCAAAAAAGUGUAAAAAAUUCCACUUUUCACGUGAUUGCUUAUCUUCUUCCUCCCGACCCCCCCUUGCAUCCCGAAAGCCCCCAAGCUUGCCGACCUCCAUGCUUGAAAAAAAAUUGGAAAAAGGCUUGAAAUUUCUCAUCCUUUCUUGUUCAAUCACAAGACUUAAGACCUAGAAAUCCCUCUAAAGCCAUAAAAUUUUCAGAUCUGCAACUGCUCCCUUCCCCUGUCCGCGAGCUGCUCUUGCCGGUGGAGUGCUUCUCGGUUUUUCUGCCUCUCUCACCGCCAGAACCGGCUUUGCUGCUAGGAAAAUUCUGGUACUUGAUUAUUCUGCACUCUAGCACUUGGGAUUAGUGUUCUGGCACCCGAACACUUGGCUUGAGUUUCCGGUAUUACGUGAUUUGAGGUAGUGAUACCUGACACAUGGGGAGUUGGGGGAGUGAUGAGCUAGACAGCUAGGCAUUAUUUGGACUUAGAUCUUUUGGAGUUAGGCCGCUAGUCUCACAUGGUUGACUUAAAUAACCAUUUUUGUGUAUAGAGUUUUCUUGGUUAUAGCCAUAACUAUCUUAUAAACUGUUGUACAUUUU